This is a messenger RNA of Didymodactylos carnosus, 1470 nucleotides long. The record is from the annotation of a GenBank genome assembly. NCBI's taxonomy places the organism in Eukaryota, Metazoa, Rotifera, Eurotatoria, Philodinida, Philodinidae.
AAGAAGAAUAGUAAUGAUGUGUAACUUCGGCGCAUUCUGAAUAAUUCUAAGAGCAGGGAAAAAAUGUUCUCUUUUCUGUAAUCCCAUUACAAUAUCUAUUUUUCGCUGCAACUUUUGAUCUCCUCAAUGAAUCCUAAUUUUUUGGAGUUAAAGUUGUAAAACAAUGCUGAGUCUUAUCUGUUCAGCGGUAUCCGAGCAAAAAGUCGUAGACGUUUUCUAAAUGUAAUUCCUAUUGCCCAGGGAGUGGCAAUAGCUCCUUGUUGACACUCCUGGGAGUGGCAAUAGACUCACCCUUUAAUAAUUUGGUUCUUUAAUGUGAAAUGAAAUUGAUGUGCAGUUUGAUAUAAAGAGAUUUAGUCUUCUAACUUUAUAGCUGGAUUGAUUAUUUACUAUUUUCUACUAUUUUAUUCAUAAAAGCUAAGAAAGCAAGAUCUUGGGACGCUUCUUGGGCUUUCUUGUGAAUUUCUUCGGGCAAGAAAAUAUACUGUUGCAAGAAAAAAAUAUCACCCCGUCAGCUACGUUGCCGGGAGUGGCAAUAGCUCAUUGUUGACACGCCCAAGGAGUGACAAUAGCUUCUUGUUGAAACUCCUGGAAGUGGCAAUAGCUCUUUGUUGACACGCCCAGGGAGUGGCAAUAGCUCCUUGUUCACACGCCCAGGGAGUGGCAAUAGCUUCUUGUUGACACUCCUGAGAGUGGCAAUAGACUCACCCAUUAAAAAAUGUUAUUUAUUUAACUGUAACUGUGGACAUACGGACAGAUCGAAGAACCCAUGGAUUUAUUGGUAUAACAGGUAAGAAUUAGUUCAUAUCUAAGGGCAUCCAUAUUUUUUGAGAGUUGCUUAUUUGGACGAGAUAGAAGCUAGACUAUUCGAGAAACAUCCGGAACUAUAACAUCUUUGCGCUGUUAGUACUAGAAUCAUACGCUAAUCUUUUUUCUUUUAUUGAUGCGAAGCCCAAAUGGUGUCUGUACAGGAUUUUGAAAUUACUAAAAUGUAUAAUUUCUUUUAUCUUCGUAUUUUCAGGCCAUUUUAUUGCUAAAAAUUUCGUUCCACAAGCUUGUUUAUUAGAUUUCGUACGCUUGAAAGGAUCCCAUAAUGUUGAAAGCUUACGACAAACAACUAGUAGAAUUGUUGAACGAUUGGGACUAAAAGAUAAAAUAUUUCGUAUAAUAACAGAUAAUGCUGCAUCAAUGAUUAAAGCCUUCCAGUUUGGCUUAGACGUUGAAUUAGACGAAACUAAUAAUAAUGCUAAUAUAACAUCAUCGCAAGGUAGUUUAUGUGAUAAGGAUGAUAUCAUUGAUGACAAUGAAUGCGUUUUACAAUUAGUCAAUUGGUAUCCAGACGCUCACGCCGAAGCAAGGUCCGAAAGUCUGUUAUGUCUAAACACAAAACGAUUAUCGUGUUUUGCACAUUCGCUACAACUCACAGUUUGCGAUGGUUUGAAAAAAAUACCAUGUAUUAAAAAACAUUAG